UGACGUUACUUUGAGUACAGCAAGAACAUGCUAUGUAGCUAGCUAGGUUAACUGACGGAAGCUAAGCGAGUCAGUUUGUUAAAGCCGCUAUAUGAGGAGGGGUGACGCUAUUAGACCGACUGGAAACGAUCUGUGUUAACGUUUUACCAAUCUCUAGUUGAAAAGUUGUGUUUUUUAAGAGGUUACUGCCGGUUACAGAGAUAUGUACAUAUUUACAGUCCUGGGCUCGGGCUGCAGCGAUGGCUGCCUUUUACUCAGGUAUCCAUCUGAAACUGAAGAGUUCUCAGACUCCAUGGGAGGACAAGUUAAAGCUGGCACGUUUUGCCUGGGUCUCCUCUCAGUGCUUGCUACCUAACAAAGAACAGGUGCUGUUGGACUGGUGCACUCACGCCUUGACACGGCGGUACAAUCAGAAGGUGGAGUUUUCUCAGAAUGUUCUGGAAGGACUGUGGUUUUAUCUCGACGAUCUGCUUCACAGCCGAAAGCUCCACUCUCUUCUCAAGCAGGGAAAAACCAUCAGCCUGAGGCUCAACAUGGCACAGCUGCUGCUGGACCGUCUCCAGGAGUGUGCACGUGUUGGCCCUAAGAAUAUGGUGUCUGUGUCCACCAUACUCAGUGUGUGUCAGGGCCUUCUCUCUUCUCCUGUGCUCUCAUCCGUCUUCACCACCCAGUAUGAACUCAUUGUCGAUCUCCUGGUUAAGCUCUGCACUCUGGCCUGCCGUGAGCUACAACAGCCAUUGCUCACAGAACCCCUGAUGACUGAGUCCAUUACACGGCAAGAUGAGGUGAUGACUGAGUGUCUUCAACCUCAGCCUACUAGCGAUUUGGACAGUUCCCAAAUUGAGCUGAUCAUUGAAACUUCUCCAGAUCAGCCAGCGUUGGAUGCUAAUACAUCCCCUCCAAGGCCAAUGGAGAACAUCCGUUCAGCUAAUUUGUUUGAGGUCUUGCUUCAGGUGCUGUCAUGUUAUUUGUCAGUUCAGCGACAACAAGCCAAUCCCAACAGAGUCUUUACUAUGGUAACCAACCAGCUGAUCCAACCUUUAAUCCUACUCCGACACCUGCUGACCUCUGGGGAAUUUGCAACCUCUCACACACAUCUGGGCCUCCGUCAGCAGCUUUCCAGAGACAUCCGAAUCAAGAUAGACGCCAUCCUUCAGUUAGCUCUCUUUCCCUCAGAGCACCUGACCUCGUACACGGAGGAGCUCCUUCCAUCUAAAAUUGAUUCUGGGAAACGUGGUCCUAGAGGGGCUAAAGGCACCGUGAAGCCAGUCAGUGCCAUACUAUCCAAACUGAGUGCUCUGGGCUACUGUGAGCUGCCUCUACACUACGCUGUGAAGUCAAACACACUGUCUCUGCUGUAUAAGCUCUUUCUGGAAAGCUAUGCAAAAAAAAGAGGAAGUGAGGAGGCCCACAGGAUGCUGUGCUUUUACUUCCUCACCAGGUUGGUCCCGGCCUUGGAAGUAUGUCUUGAUGGACAGUCACCCUCACCUGCCAAUGCAGACCAGCCAGUCUCUGUGUCCCCUGGGCAGACGUCUCCCCCACUCUCCCUCUGUUCCCCAGAGAGCUGGAGCCUGGCUCUGCUCGCUCUGGAGUCCCUGCUAAGCCAGUCGCUGUCAGCAGAUAUUUACAAUGUAGCAGCAGACAAGAUCAGACAUGAAGAGGUCCAACUCAGAUUUUACAGAGCUUUGGCACAAACGCUCUUCAACCAGGUCCAGCCAAGCAUCCCAGCGUGGUACCGCUGUUUAAAGAUGCUGUUGUGUCUCAACCAUUUGAUUCUUGAACCAGACUUGGACCAGCUGUUAUCUUCAGCCUGGGUUAAUUCCGAAUGCAUCGAAGCACGAGUGCAACGGGCCAGACAGCUCAUGGUGUGCAGUCUCCUCCAAACGUACACUAAGCUCCGUCAGCUGCCUCACCUCUUCUCUGAGCUCCUCUCUGUGAUCUGUCAGCCAGCACUGGAUGACCUACGACCUCUUCUGCUAUCUGAAAGCGUCUCCGCCUCGCUCAGGACUUGUCUUUUGGACACUCCCGCUUCCCAGAGCCUAGAGAUCUGCUCAUUAGUGUUGGAGAGCAUCAAGAGAUGUAUACUACCUGGACUGGUGAGGGAGGCAGAGAAUAUGGAGAUUGAUGGGGGAGGAAAUGAUAAAGUGGAGAAUAGAGAAAUAAAGGUAGACCUAGAGAGAGAUGAUGCAUCUAUGAAGCUAUUCUCCCUCAGCCAUAUGCUUCAUGUUGUUUUGUUUAGUCUGAAAACUCUAGACACUGCCUCACCUCUUACUAUAGUCAGGCAGAGUCAAGGUUUGAUGGAGGUGAUGCAACAGGUAGCUAUGGAGUUACUGCAUCUGCUGUCAACAGAAAAGAAGGCUGGACAAACUAAUAUAAGGUUAGCUAAAAGGACACCAGGGAAAGGCAAAAAGAAUUUGGUGCCCAAAGAGUCAGAGACGGCCUCAGAGUUUAAAGUGGGAGCACUGUGGGAGCAGAAGACUCAGGAGGCUGCUCUCCUCCUCAGAUACACCUGGGUGGAAGUAGACACGCUCUUUAGUAUCCACUGCAGCAAAUACAGAUCUCUCCAGACAGCACCAGCAAGUCAGACUGAAGACGGUGCUCCUGUCCUAACCCAAAUAAAAAGUCUCCUAUCUGGUGAGGUUGUUCCAGCAUGUUUACUGCCGUCUCGCAGACCCAUGAGCUGUUUGCUCCUGAAACUCCUCACUUUGCAACAGAUGAAGAAAGCUUUGUUAGAUACCUCCUUACUCUCUGAACCCAGCACUGCAGCACUGCUAAACACAGCAGCCCAGUUUAUUUUAGCGAAAUCAGAGUUGGAGGCGAGUCUGGAUGGCGAGCAGGUAUGGGACGGUCAGAUAGCAAGUGUGAACGCCAACUCCAACCAUGUAGCACACUGGCAUCUUGUCACAUCCAAUUUGCCUUUGAUUGUUCCUUACCUGAGUGGAGAAGAUGUGGGCUGCGUAGCAGACAAGCUUGUCAAUUCACUGCUCAACAGACAGACCAAUGGAGGGAAGGCCCGGCCGACCGUCUGUCUUACUGUCUCGCUCAUAUCUUCACAACUUCUCCAAAGUCCCGUUCUUGCUGAGUUGCCUUCACUGUUCUCUGCCACAAUGUGUUCCCUCACACAAUGGAUUGUCAGUGUUCUCAAGGCAGCUCAUGUAGCCAAGGCUUGUCCUACACUCCUGAAGUUUCAGGAAAAAGGAUUUGGAGCUAACACUUCAGAGAGUGAUGCCAGUCAGCCUCCUAUGUCCACACACAGAGAGGCUAUAGUUCAGGAUAUAUUGGCAUCCUCAAAGACUGGAGAGGCAUUUGUAUUGCUGACUGCCGCCCAGAGCAAAGAGCUGGUAGACAUACUCCAAAUCUUAACAAACCUUAACCCAGAUGGGAUGAACUCUGAGGAUCUCUCCUCUAUUUUCCUCCUCCUCCUCUUCAUGCUCGCCUCCACCUCUAGUCAGUUAGACCAGAUGGCCGUGGACCCUGCUGGAUCUGGAGAUGAUGCCCUCUUCCUACUGAAGCUGCUCAAGAUUAUGACUUGUCUUCUGGAGGGUAGAAACUUCCAAAGUGUUUUGAAGCUCAUCCAUGGUGGUACUUUGCUGCAGGCCUCUGUGUCCUCUCUCCUCUGGCAGAGCAGCAAUGGACGAUUUCAAGCCACAAGCAGCUCUGACUGGUUGGAUUUUAUCAAAGCAGUGCAGAGCUUCAUCAGGUCCUUGGUCCAAUUGAUUAUAAACAGAAACAGAAGUGUUCGACUUAACCUAGAGCAGUUUGUCUCCUAUCUUACCAGUAAGGAAAUGGCAAAGGUGCAAAUUGUGGCAUCCAGUUCAGCUGUGGCAGAUAAACCAGGAGCGUCUAUUUCGUCUGUUCAUAUCCUGCUGGCAUCGCUGACCUCUUUCUCCCAGGCAAUGACCUCUGCCCUGGGGAGAAGUAAACCAAUGGAUCAAACUUUAACUCAAAUGCUCACAAGAAUGACUGCUUCACUGGGACCAGCUGUUGAAUCCGUCCUACAGCCCCAAACGGUCAGCCAGUCAGUCAUCCAACCAGCCUGCAUCCUCGGUCAAGCCUUUAUGGUCGAUGUUGUUACUGUCAUGUUGCACUGUGAACUUUCCUCACAUUCAGUGGAGGAUGAGAACAAGCAGAAUGACACCCAGCUCGCCCUGAGUCAUAUGACCCUCUAUCGGGGCUUCUGCCACCAGAUCCUCAAAGAAAUAAGUUGUGCUCACAGGCCGUUGGACUUCCUGGUUUCCUCUCUCCAUUUCCUGUCCGCUUUCUACAAAGCAGUGGAGAAGACGAGAGAAGAGAGGGAUGAGGAGCAAGGAAAGGAGAAGGCAGAAAAGGAGUUGAAUGAGCUGUACAUGCAGAUACUACAGAAUGUCCACAGACUGCUGACAGCUUCUUGGCUUUCUGAGAAUGAUGUUUGUGAGCUGGAACCAGCUGUGCAGGAGCUGCUACGCCACCUGGUGGAGAAAAGUACGACAGGACGAUUCAACCUGCUGCUGCUGAUGAUCAGAGAGGGACUGGUCACUGGCAAGCUAAGGGCAGGAAACUACAGGGAAGUGCUAUCUGCUGCAAUCAUCACUAAGCUGGUGUCCUGUUGUCAGUUACCUGAGCCCUGCGCUAAAGCUCUGUGGCUCAUUGCACCACAGAUUAUAUCUGCUAUGGUGUUCCUCGUAAAAUCAUCCACUCAGGACGCCUCGCUGACCCUUCCCUUUACUGUUCCUACGGUGACGUCAAUGACCUCACUGCUGCGCCAGGGGGAGGGGCUCAUCAGCAACCCUCAUCACGUCACAUUGGUCCUUGGAGCGCUCCAGUUGUUGCCCCUCGACCACUUGACCCCAUCCGUCUACCAAGCUGCGUUCCUGGCAGUUCAUGAGGCGCUGUUUGCCAUCAUCCAGUGUCAUCCUCAGGUGAUAUUGAACGCAGCUCCGUCAUUCUUAAAUGUCUUCUAUCGUCUGGUGGCGUCCAUCAUGCAGGAGGGUCGGCAGAGAGGAGACAGUGACACAGAAGGUGACGUUUAUCUCCAGUGCUCCAGGUUGAUCGAGAGGAUGUACUCUCACAUUGCUGCUACAGCUGAGAGCUUCACCAAACUGUCGGCCUUCAUGGUGGCUCAGUAUGUCACAGAGCUGCAGAAGGUUACUCUGCGACCAGACGUUAAGCUGCAUCUAACUGAGGGCAUCUAUCGGAUACUAGACCUGUGCGGGGAGCAGGAUAUCAAGUUUCUGGUGGCCGGACUGCAGAUGGGAGUCCGAGUGGUGUUCAAUGAGCUCUACACCAGCUACACCCACUACCACAAAGCACAGAGGCAAGGAGAGGAGAAGUACACCGUUUGAACUCAAGCACAACAAGCACUCUCCAAAUUUACUUUAGAUUUGUAUUUGAUUCAAUUAGAAUAAAUGUUCUUGCUAUGAAAAUACUGUGUUUAUAUUCAAUUUCUGCUUUGAAUGGGAUGAAAUCUUGGGGUGGGAUGAAUAUUUUGACUUGAGACAUGGCAGCUUGUGGAUAAAAUAUAAUGUACACAGUUUAAACACAGUUGUCACCAGUUUUUUAAAUUGGUAAAUGAUACAUCCGUUUAUUGUUUUGAAUUCUGCACAUAAAUACAAUAAUCAAUAAAUACAGUGGCAUCCCAAAAUUAAAGGUUGUUUAUACCUUCACUUAUUUGAGUAUUUUAAUACAUAAAGCUGAAAAUGGUUCAAAGGAGGCAUCCAAAAUUGCUCCAAAAUGUCUUUUUAGUUUGAUUUAACCACACCCGUAGGCAUCAUCACUGCCUGAUCAUCAGUAACUGGUUCAUAUUUGUUGCCUGCAAACACAAAGUUAUCAACUCUUUGGUUACACCUUCAACAUACAGCCCACGGCUGACUGGAGGAACAGCCGUUAACUAGAGGAACAAUGGGAAGAAUGACUCGCUGCAUCCAUGACAAAUGGUGUGUGAAAUAUUGUGUUUUAUAAUUUAAAGAUAGUUUUAUUUCAUAAAAUGUCUUUAGAAAAUAUGGAUAUAUGUGAAUUAUGCUUUAUGUACUGUAUAUUUCUGCCCAUUGUUUUUAUUAAAACUUAAUGAUUUAACACACCAUUUGAAAUUCAAA
Cyclopterus lumpus (lumpfish) is the source of this 6071-nucleotide messenger RNA. It is a transcript of the gene urb2, whose product is annotated as URB2 ribosome biogenesis homolog. The record is from RefSeq and is a predicted model, not a curated record. NCBI's taxonomy places the organism in Eukaryota, Metazoa, Chordata, Actinopteri, Perciformes, Cyclopteridae. Bases 240 to 5321 code for a protein of 1693 amino acids. The transcript is spliced from 12 exons. Gene Ontology annotation, cellular component: nucleolus. Gene Ontology annotation, biological process: ribosome biogenesis.